Symbiodinium sp. CCMP2592 is the source of this 1695-nucleotide messenger RNA. The record is from the annotation of a GenBank genome assembly. NCBI's taxonomy places the organism in Eukaryota, Dinophyceae, Suessiales, Symbiodiniaceae.
AUGGCCUUGUCCCGCUCGUCAACGAGGCUUACGACGCCAGAGGCUUUGGCUUUACAUGAGACCGUAACUCCCGACCGUUGGUGUGUCACGCGAUCAGACCUGAUCUAUUUGCGGCAGGAGGUUUGGCGUGCCAUCCAGUGCGGGGAGAUUCGUCCUCUUGAUGACCGUGACCCGUUUGAGUCAUCAGACAAUCAGUAUGGGCCAAACAUCCACACGGUGAACACGCAGUACAUCAUGCCAGUGACGGAGGAAGCCGGCAAGGUCAGCUGGGCACUGAUGUUGCAUCCCGAUGGUCUGGACUGCGACUUGUUCAUCAGCCAUGCCUGGCAGGAGGGUGUUUUCGAGUUCCUGUCCAAGGUCUUGCACUCCUGGCCGUCGGGUUCGCGGAACGUCUGGUGCUGCAUGCUGGCCAACCCGCAGAACUUGGACAUAGGCUCCUAUUUGCAAUCUCCCAGCACAUCGCCCUUCGCACGAGCACUCCAAGCGUCUACGUGCGUCCUUGUGGUGCCCAACCGUCACUGCAGCAUCUACACGAGGCUCUGGUGCGGCUACGAAGCCUACCGUGCCCACGAGGAGGAAAAGACCAUCUAUAUUGCCAGAGCUUCGAACAGCAAGCAGUUGCGCCGUGCCAUUCUCUGGGGCAGCCUCUCAGGACUCCUCGGCAUGCUCUGUGGCUUCUGCUUGCGAUACAUCACGAUCCGGCCGAUUCCCUUGUACAUCUUUGUGGUGGCGGCAUGUAUCAGCACCAACAUCAACCACGAUGGCUGUCGCAAGCUCUUGAACAGGAUCGGUGCUAUGGCUGUCGGCAUCAUUUUCGUGCAUUGGCCAACAGAUGUUGAGGAUAUACCUGCUUUUGCAGAAUUUGUGGAGCAGCGCCUGCUUGUUCUUGCUGCUUUGGCUUUAUUCUUUCUCUUGGAGGUGGACCGCAUUAACAGCGAAGCUAAAGUGGAGGAAGCCAAGCAUCUGAGUUGUGGGUUUUCAGGCAGCAUCGCGCAGGCAACAUGUUCCAAGCAAGCGGACGCAGAACGGAUUUUCCGUGAGAUUGGAGAGAAAACCGCGAACGUCGACUACGCUAUCCACGUGCUUCUAGCUGCAGGGAUGUCAUCGCCAACACUUCGCGAGAUUGCACGUCGAGGGAUUAAUGUUCGAGGUGCCGGUCACGCCGAAGUUGCUGUUGCUUUCGUUGCUCUCGUGCCGCUUACCUGUGAAACGUUGUGGUCAAUUUAUUGCGACGUCGUCUACCUUCGCGACGGCAUUAGCAUAGGAUUUGUCCCCCUGUGGCUCAUCCACGGCAUCACCGUUGUGGCUCGUCUUGGCCUGCUCUUCCUUUUAUGGCAGAAGCCCCGCGACGAAAGGUGUUUCAUCUUGAAAAUGACGUCGAAGAUACUGGUACUUUACCUGAUCAUCUGUUGCCCUCUUCUUGCAGUUUGGGAGACCCAGCGGAGCGAAGCUGAACAGUUUCGACGGUGGUUUGCUUUGCCAUUGACGCUUUACUCGUGCACUUUCGGACUUGCGUGUCUUGGCAUGAAGCGACUCGCCUCUCUGCCCCUUUGCGGAAGUGCCUUACUGCAAAUCUUUUUGGCGCGCGGAGGCUGCUGCGUUGUGCCGAGCGACGAGCCCUUUCGCACUCCGGUGCAAAUGGAGACGGAAUGUAACAGCGAUUCGUCUUCGUCCUCAACUGAGUCUACAGAAUAG